Molecule: messenger RNA, 2241 nt
Organism: Arachis ipaensis
Lineage: Eukaryota; Viridiplantae; Streptophyta; Magnoliopsida; Fabales; Fabaceae
Source: RefSeq, a predicted model, not a curated record
AUGCAACACCUUUUAUUUGUCUGAAGCAUGUAUCUAAUUGGUCCAACACAGAUUGUGUUGGAACUGGAAUUAAAUAGAUAAUAGGAGAAUUGAGAAUCAAUAUCCUAAGAAUUAGUCAUAUGUGAAGAACCAAAUAUAAUAAAGAUUAAGCUCAAAUUCUAUUAACUCUUUUCAUUUCUGUUAACUUUCAUGCUGUGACAGAGUUAAGGUGAAGAAUGUAAUGUGAAAUAUGUGCAGAUAAUGAUAGUGUUUGUGCUUCCAAGGAAUUUGGGGAUGUCAUCAGGAGCGAAUUAUGCUAAGAAUAUUCUUCGCGCGGCCGUUCUUGUGCAGUAUAUUCCCAGGUUAUUCAGGUUUCUUCCAUUGCUAAUCGGCCAAUCUCCAUCAGGAUUCAUAUUUGAGUCAGCAUGGACAAAUUUCAUCAUAAAUCUUCUUAUUUUUAUGCUGUCUAGCCAUGUUGUUGGCUCUUGCUGGUACCUCUUUGGUGUGCAGAGGGUUAAUCAAUGUUUGCGAGAUGCAUGUCAUAAUUCUGAUAUUGAUGAAUGCAUGAAAGUCAUUGAUUGUGGGCAUGGUCGUACUUUAGACGAUCAAUCUGGCAAAACAUCUGCUGGUUGGAUCAACAAUGUUGAGGCCAUUGCUUGUUUAAAUCCCUCUUCUAAGGCUUCUAAUGGCUUUAGUUAUGGGAUCUAUGCCAAUGCUGUACCACUUACAACAGAAACUGACCUUGUCAACAAAUAUUUGUAUGCUUUGUUUUGGGGUUUCCAGCAAAUAAGUUCUCUCGGCAGUAGUCUAAUCCCAAGUUAUUUUGUGUGGGAAGUGCUUUACACAAUGGCAAUCAUAGGAUUGGGACUCUUGCUUUUCGCGCUUCUCAUUGGAAAUAUACAGAACUUUCUUCAGUCUCUUGGUCGGAGAAAGCUUGAAAUGCAACUUAGAGGCCGUGAUGUCGAGCGAUGGAUGAGCCAUCGUCACUUGCCAGAAGAUCUAAAAAAGAGAGUGCGCCAGGCCGAACGGUAUAAUUGGGCUGCAACAAGGGGAGUGAAUGAAGAAAUACUUAUGGAAAAUUUGCCAGAAGAUCUUCAGAGAGACAUAAGGCGUCAUCUCUUCAAAUUUAUCAAGAAAGUCCGAAUUUUCGCCUUGAUGGAUGAGCCAAUCUUAGAUGCUAUUUGUGAGAGAAUAAGACAUAAGACAUACAUCAAAGGAAGUAGAAUUUUGAAUCAUGGUGGCAUUAUAGAGAAAAUGGUCUUUGUUGUUCGCGGGAAAUUGGAGAGCGUUGGAGUUGAUGGAAUCGUAGUUCCUUUAGCUGAAGGGGAUGCUUGUGGUGAAGAACUUUUGACAUGGUAUCUUGAACAUUCUUUGGUGAGAACAGAUGGUAAGAAAGUAAGACUUCCAGGACAGAGGUUGCUUAGCAACAGGACGGUGAAGUGCUUAACAAAUGUGGAGGUAUUUUCACUCCGAGCAGCAGAUCUUGAAGAAGUCACGAUCUAUUUCACAAGAUUCUUGAGGAGUCCACAUGUUCAAGGAGCUCUAAGGUAUGAAUCACCUUAUUGGAGAUCACUUGCAGCAACACGAAUUCAGGUUGCCUGGAGAUACAGGAAGAAACGUCUGAGUCGUUCUGAUAGCCAAACAAUCUAAUCAAACAUCUAAGCCUCAUAGGUUGCUUCAACUCUUGGAUUCACUAGCUUCUUUCCAACUACAAAUUUUCCUUAAAUAAUAACUAAUUGCUUCCACAUAACUUUUUGCUUUGCUUAUAAUUUAACGCGUCCUUGGGCUUUGCUUUUUCCCACAAGAAAGGCAUUGUUAUUGAUGCACUAAUAAUAGGUACAUAUAUAUUAUCUAAUUAUUUUGUACUCAUGUGAAAAUGUGAAAGUACAUCCCUUCAUAGUUAAUGUAUCUUGUUUAAGUUUAGCAUGCCUAGAAGAUUUCCCAAUACAGCAAUACUCAAUAUGUGCUUCACGGAAAGUUUGACUAUAGCUCGUAUUGUACAGUGUAAGAAAUAUAAAAUACACAAAUUAUACGGAUAAAAGUUAGGAGGAGGCCGGUGCUAACGUGAUGAAGGCGAGUUUUUCCUGCAGGUGAAGAACUCCCGUAGAAUAGUGCAGUGGAUGACGCGUGUCAUGGCUGUGAAACUACGCGCAGACAGCGCCUGCAGUGGGUUGUUGGUGACGGCUUAAAUAGGAGGGUGAUUACGCGUUAAUGAUGAUAAAUAGAAAGUUGGGCUUUUUGCCAUUGAUGGAGUACCCACUU